AUGGGCGGCGGGCCCAGAACCUUCCCCAGAGGCAUAUCCAAGUGGCAGUGGAAGCGCAUGCAGGCCAAGAAAGCCAAGCAACUCCUCAAGGCCCGCCUCUGCCGCGAGCGCCAAAUCUGCGAGAUGCGAAAGCGGGCCGAGCUCAAAGCAGCCAUGUCGGAGCUCGAGCGCCCUUGGGAGACCGUCGAGGAGCCUCCCAAUUUGUUCUCUGUCAAUGCUGAUGAGCAAGUUAAGGUCUUGGCCGAUUGGUUCCAAAAACCGGGAGGGUUUGACUUGUGGACCGAGAGGGAUGGGCCGAAGCUGUUUCAGACCAUAAAGGACCUGCCGUCGACGAGGUUUUUUCCCAAGGGGGUUGUGCAUAGUGAGGCCACAACCGGCAAACAAAAUUUAUAA
Messenger RNA from Rosa rugosa (rugosa rose), 393 nucleotides. RefSeq names its product probable DEAD-box ATP-dependent RNA helicase 48. Lineage: Eukaryota; Viridiplantae; Streptophyta; Magnoliopsida; Rosales; Rosaceae. Bases 1 to 393 code for a protein of 130 amino acids. The transcript has 2 exons. The record is from RefSeq and is a predicted model, not a curated record.